CCGCCCGAAGAAUCGGCAAGAAGCCCAGAAGUAGUGUCUAACGGAUAAGAUUCUUCCAAUAAACAUCAGACGCCACUCUCGGAGUCUGCAGCGUCUUCAUACAGACAUCCUUUCUCUCUCAAUGCCUCAAACGCUAUUUCUCAAGCCCUUUUUUUCUUCAGCUCCGCUUAAUAAUUGGGGGAAAUCGAGUGUAAAUGUGAAUUCUUUGGACGCCAAUGUUAAGAUACGGGGAAGAGUUUCGGUGGUUAGCAUGGGAAUGUUGGCGCCGAGGAAGUUGUUGCAGAAGCGGAAGAAAACGGAGGUUUUCCGGGACGCGGCCGACGAAGCGGACCAGAAGAAUUGGAGGAGACUGAUGAACGAAAUUGAGGAGACGGGCUCUGCGGUUUCGGUGCUGAGACGUGAGAGGGAUGGAAAGCAGGCCAUUUCUAGAGACGUUGUGCUUGGGACCUUGGUCAGAUUUAAGCAGCUAAGAAAAUGGAACCUUGUUGGGGAGAUCCUUGAAUGGCUCAGGACUCAGAGCUGGUGGGAAUUCAGUGAAAUGGAUUUCCUCAUGCUUAUUACAGCUUAUGGAAAGCUAGGGAACUUCAACCGGGCAGAGAGAAUUUUGGGCUUGAUCAGUAAGAAAGGGUAUGCACCGAGUGUGAUAGCCCAGACUGCUCUUAUGGAAGCGUAUGGAAGAGGAGGCCGAUGCAAUAAUGCAGAAGCAAUAUUUCGAAGGAUGCAGUCUUCAGGUCCUGAACCUUCAGCUUUGACAUAUCAAAUAAUACUUAAGACAUUUGUUGAGGCAAGUAAGUUCAAGGAAGCUGAAGAAAUUUUUGAGACCCUUUUGAAUGAAGAAAAAUCACCUUUGAAGCCAGACCAAAAGAUGUUUCACAUGAUGAUUUAUAUGCAUAAGAAGGCUGGGAGUUAUGAUAAAGCACGAAAAAUAUUUGCACUGAUGGCUCAGCGAGGAGUUCAGCAAUCGACAGUUACUUAUAAUAGCUUAAUGUCAUUUGAAACAAAUUACAAAGAAGUUUCAAAGAUAUAUGACAAGAUGCAAAGAGCUGGUCUUCGACCUGAUGUUGUCAGUUAUGCCUUACUUAUUAAUGCUUAUGGGAAAGCAAGAAGGGAGGAAGAAGCACUAGCUGUUUUUGAGGAGAUGCUUGAUGCUGGUGUCAGACCGAGCCGCAAAGCUUAUAAUAUCCUGCUUGAUGCAUUUGCUAUUUCUGGGAUGGUGGAGCAAGCUCGCACCGUGUUUAAGAGUAUGAGAAGGGACAGAUUUACACCAGAUCUUUGCUCUUAUACGACUAUGUUAUCGGCUUAUGUCAAUGCUUCUGACAUGGAGGGUGCUGAAAAAUUCUUUAGAAGACUGAAACAAGAUGGAUUUGAACCCAAUGUUGUGACGUACGGGACAUUGAUCAAAGGGUAUGCAAAGAUAAAUAAUCUUGAGAAGAUGAUGGAGAAAUAUGAGGAAAUGCGGGCAUGUGGUAUCAAAGCAAAUCAAACGGUCUUGACCACGAUCAUGGAUGCAUAUGGCAAGAACAUGGAUUUUGGCAGUGCUGUUGUUUGGUAUAAGGAAAUGGAAUCUUGUGGGUUUCCUCCUGAUCAGAAAGCAAAGAAUAUUCUGUUGUCUUUGGCUAAAACAGCAGAAGAACAAGAGGAAGCUGACCAACUUGCAAGAAAUUUGGAUCAAUCUGGCAACAAAUAAAGAGUAAACAGGGUUUCCAGGUUUAUCGAUGAGAAUUACGAUGACGAUCAUGAGGAUGUAUAUGAUGCAGAAGAGACCAUCAAUGGUGAUCAUAGAAAAAGCUUAGAAGAUCUACAUACUUUAGAUUCUUUACAUUUGUGAAGUUGAAAUUGUUGUAUUUUGUAUUACAGUUGUAUUACUCACCCUUGAAAAUUAUAUCAGCAAUGUCAUGAUGCAUUUGAAGGAGAGUCCAUUCUGCUCUUCAUGAUACAAAAACAAAGUCAUUUCUCAUGGCCAGUGGAUAUCUUUAAAAACUACACUGCUUA
This is a messenger RNA of Corylus avellana, 1992 nucleotides long. RefSeq names its product Tetratricopeptide repeat (TPR)-like superfamily protein. The record is from RefSeq and is a predicted model, not a curated record. Lineage: Eukaryota; Viridiplantae; Streptophyta; Magnoliopsida; Fagales; Betulaceae. Gene Ontology annotation, molecular function: protein binding.